Messenger RNA from Hemicordylus capensis (graceful crag lizard), 1529 nucleotides. RefSeq names its product SUMO specific peptidase 5 (gene SENP5). Gene Ontology annotation, biological process: protein desumoylation. Lineage: Eukaryota; Metazoa; Chordata; Lepidosauria; Squamata; Cordylidae. Gene Ontology annotation, cellular component: nucleus. Bases 43 to 789 code for a protein of 248 amino acids. The transcript is spliced from 9 exons. Gene Ontology annotation, molecular function: deSUMOylase activity. The record is from RefSeq and is a predicted model, not a curated record.
GGCCGGGAUGCGCCCAGCGACCAAGGAUUCCUAGAUGAAGUAAUGAAGAAAUAUGGCAGUUUAGUUCCACUCUGUGAAAAGGAUGUGAUGGGAAGAUUAAAGGAAGUCUUCAAUGAAGAUUUUUCCCAUAGAAAGCCAUUCAUCACCAAGGAAAUCAUGAAGUACCAGACAAGGCAUCCCAAAUCUUCCACUUGCAAUUUCCGGGUCCUCUAUAAUAAGCACAUGCUGGAUAUGGAUGAUCUGACGACACUGGAUGGUCAGAACUGGCUAAAUGACCAGAUUAUCAACAUGUACGGCGAACUAAUAAUGGAUGCAGUCCCUGACAAGGUUCACUUCUUCAACAGCUUUUUUCAUAGACAGCUGGUAACCAAAGGAUAUAACGGGGUAAAACGAUGGACUAAAAAGGUGGACCUCUUCAAAAAGACCCUCCUGUUAAUUCCGAUUCAUUUGGAAGUCCACUGGUCCCUCAUUACUGUGAAUCUCCCUAACCGAAUUAUUUCAUUUUAUGACUCUCAAGGCAUUCAUUUUAAGUUCUGUGUAGAGAACAUACGGAAAUACUUGCUGACAGAAGCUAGAGAGAAGAAUAAUCCCGAGUUCCUUCAGGGUUGGCAGACAGCUGUGACAAAGUGCAUUCCACAACAGAAAAAUGACAGUGACUGUGGAGUGUUUGUGCUCCAGUACUGCAAGUGCCUCGCCUUAGACCAGCCUUUUCAGUUCUCCCAGGAAGAUAUGCCUAGAGUGCGAAAAAGGAUUUACAAGGAGCUCUGUGAAUGCCGGCUAAUAGACUAAUAAAAAAGACGGGAGGGAAGCUACUCCUUCUGGCAUCUUUGAAAAGCCCCAGCUGGUAUCUGCGUACUUGAAUUUUUCUGAGAAACUUCCAUGAAUUUCAAACAUGUUUUGGCUGAGCGGUGGUGUGGUCAACGUAAUUACCUCACUUUUUUCUGACAUGCUCCUUAACCGGCGGACCUGCCACAAAAUAUUCCCAAUGUCAGUCGUCUUCUUUUUUUUCUAACGUUCUUUCCUGUAUUUAAUAUUUAUUAUCUAACGCAUGCGCAUAGGCAAAGCAUGCGACUAAAAGAGAAGUAUAAAACUGUAGAAUUGGUGCACCUUUGAAACGUAGCUAGAAAUGACGAGAAUAAUACAGGUUAAACAUUUUUGUCUGAAAACAUAAACAUGCAUGAUCCAUUUUUUCCUGAUGCAAUAAUGCUUUGAAUGUACAAAAGAGAAACCCCAAUGCCAUAACAAGAGCAGCUAGAAUACUUUUUUGAAAGUUGGACUUCUCCUCCCCCGCCCCGUAUUGUGGUUUUUUGUUGCUACAUUUCUAUUAAGUUUGGAAGAAGAGGGGAUGUGCUGGAAACUGGUUUAUAUAUUUUAGUUUGUGAGAAUCCCAGUGAAGUAAGCUGAGUUCAUUGCAGUUUUUCAAGUGUUUUUUAUUAGGUGGCUACUAGAUCACCAUCUUCUAUGACUGAGAAGCAAUCCCUUGUAAAACAGACACUUCAGUACUAAUAAAACAUGGAGAUGCUCGUUCA